Molecule: messenger RNA, 3575 nt
Organism: Prosopis cineraria
Lineage: Eukaryota; Viridiplantae; Streptophyta; Magnoliopsida; Fabales; Fabaceae
Product: putative disease resistance protein RGA3
Exons: 1
Coding region: 172-3204 (1010 amino acids)
Biological process (GO): defense response to other organism
Molecular function (GO): ADP binding; protein binding
Source: RefSeq, a predicted model, not a curated record
GCAAAUUCAAACAAGACCGUAACUAGUGUUGGUAAUCAAAUUGGACAGUUCAAAUUUGCCUGCGGAGAAACCGAGGAGGCUUUCCACAGCGAAGCGAAGCCAACUCCAGAUCUUUAGCUUCCAUUUCCCCAACUUCCAAGUCAGGUUUCCUUGUUCCCAACCAUUUGAGUGAUGGCUGAGCAAGUCCCAUAUAGUGUCGUUGCGAGUCUUAUAUACGAGUUGGGUUCAUCGACUUUCCGCGAGUUUGUGAGGGUUUUGGGGGUUCAGGAUGAGCUCAAUAAGCUCAAGGAUACGAUUGAAUCCAUAAAAGCUGUGCUUUUGGAUGCUGAGGAGAAGCAAGAGCAGAACCGGGAGGUCAAAAAUUGGGUUGGCAGGCUUAAAAAAGUUCUGCACAAUGCGGAUGAUUUGCUUGAUGAUGUUGUGAUUGAAGAUUUGCGACGCAAAGUGGAUAAUGAUAGAGGAGGAAUAGGGGCAGAGGUAUGCCACUUCUUUUCAUCCUCGAAUUCAAUUGCGUUUCGCCAUAAAAUUGCUCGUAAAAUAGAGAAGAUCCGACAACUGUUUAAGAGUGUUGCAGAAGAUAUGUCUAUUUUGAAAUUUAGUCACAUACCUGCAGUAGUUAAGCAAGAUGAGAGUGUCUGGAGGGAAACGAGUUCUUUUGUGCUACGAUCAGAAAUUUUUGGGAGGGAAGAAAAUAAAAAGGAGAUUGUAAACUUGUUGGAGCGAACAGAUGGUAACAAAAAUGUUUCUUUGAUUGCUAUUGUUGGUAUUGGGGGUUUAGGCAAGACAGCUUUGGCUCAAUUACUGUAUAAUGAUUCUGAAGUGCAGCGAAUCUUUCAAAAGCAAAUAUGGGUGUGUGUUUCCCACGAUUUUCAAGUAAAAACUCUGUUGAAUAAGAUGUUAAAAUCAUUACAGAAUUGCAGUGUUGGUGACCUAGAGUUAGAUCAACUACAGGUUAAGCUUCAAGAAAGUUUAAGUGGCCAAAGAUAUUUGCUUGUGUUGGACGAUGUGUGGAGCGAGAGUCAGCAAAGCUGGAAUUCCUUGAGAACUUAUUUGAUGUGUGGUGCUCCUGGUAGUAAAAUUCUAGUGACCACUCGUAGUCAAAUUGUGGCACAAACAAUGGGUGUAGACAGCCUAUAUUUAUUGGAAGGUUUGUCAAAAGAAGAAUCCUGGACUUUGUUAAAGAAGUUGGCAUUUGGAGAAGAUCUAAAAAGACUGAAACAAAAUCUUGUACCAAUUGGUGAAAAAAUUGCAGAGAAGUGUAGAGGAGUUCCACUAGCAAUCAGAACAAUGGGAGGCCUGUUACAACUAAAAAGUGAAGAAAGUGAGUGGCUGAGCAUAUUAGAUGGUGAUUUUUGGAGGUUGUGUGAAGACAAAGAUAGCAUCAUGCCAGUGCUAAAAUUGAGUUACCAGAACCUGCCACUUGAGCUAAGACAAUGUUUUUCUUAUUGUUCAUUGUAUCCCAAAGAUUGGGAAAUUCAAAAGGAGGAGCUGGUCCAAUUAUGGAUGGCACAGGGUUACCUUGAAUGUUCAACUGAAAAUAAAUGUUUAGAAGAUGUGGGUAAUCAUUUUGUUAAGAUUUUGUUGAUGAAAUCAUUCUUUCAAGAAGCAAAAGUAAACAAACAUGGUGAUGUUUUAUGUUUUAAAAUGCAUGAUUUAGUGCAUGAUCUUGCAGUGGCCCUUGCUGGAAAUGAUUGUUGCUUGCAUAGUGAGGAAAAACAAAGUGUUGGAACACCAAUACAUUUAUCAUUCGAAUCUACUCAAAUUUAUUUAAUAGAUUCAUUGGAUGCAAGCAAGUUGCGGACAUUUCUUUGGCCUACACAGGGGUUGACAGAAUUUCGAUCAAUAAACAACUUGUCUGCUAUUUCCAACUUCAAAUGCUUACGGACUUUAAACUUGUCUUGUUGUUCCCUAAGUCACUUGCCGGAGUCAAUUGGCAAGUUAAAGCAUUUAAGGUAUCUCGACUUGAAAUUCUGCCAAAAGUUAAUCAGUCUUCCCAAAACAAUAACUAAUCUUGUCAGCUUACAGACUCUGAAAUUGCAUGCUUGUGUCAAACUUGAGUUUUCUGUGGAAGCUAUCACGAGGUUAAUUAGUCUGAGACACCUUGACAUACGAUCUUGUAAAGCCUUCAAAUUCAUGAUGCCAGCCGGGUUGGGAAAGUUGUCAUCACUGCAGUAUUUAUCAACGUUUGUUGUAGGGGAUGAUCAGAAGAGAAAUAGAGGCAAAUUGAACGAAUUGAAGGACCUAAAAAACCUGAGAGGCCAUUUGACAAUCAAGAAUCUUGGCUUGGUCGGGGAUGUGGUGUUGGAGACGCAGGAAGUAAAUUUGAACGAAAAGAAAUAUCUUCAGUCCCUGAAGCUGGACUGGGGAGAUAGCAAAAACAACAAUGAUGAUAGUUUGCAGCUAUUAGAAAACCUUGGUCCUCACCAGAAUUUGAAAGAAUUGUCUGUGGCCAGAUAUCCAGGUGUGGGAUUUUCAGGCUGGCUUUCUUCACUCACAAAUAUUGUUGAAGUUUCUGUGUCUGGGUUUCCUAAUUGCGUACAUCUCCCACCACUGGAACGGCUUUCUUCUCUUAAAUCUCUUGCCAUUGAGUAUAUGUCAGCUCUGGAACACAUAUGUUUUGAAUGGUUUGAAGAUAAUUCUCCCACUUCAACAACACUCUUCCCUUCUUUGGAGCGGCUCAGCCUCAUCCUUUGCCCAAAUCUCAGGGGAUGGCAGGGAAUGCCACAGCAGCAAGAUCCUCUGCUGCCUGCAUUUCCUCAUAUUUCUUCUUUAACUAUAAAAAAUUGUCCGAAUUUAACUUGCAUGCCUACUUAUCCUUGUCUGGCUGAGAACCUGCAUUUGGAGUACAGUAGCAUAAAGCCAUUGGUGGACACAUUGAAGAUGAAUACGUCAGCAUCAACAGCAACAGAAGAUGACCCGAAUCUGCCGAUUACUCCUCUUUCCUUACUCAAGCAUUUGAUUAUUUGUGACAUGGACAUGGAGGCUUUACCAGAGGAGUGGAUCUGCAAGCUUUCAUCACUUCGACAUUUUACUGUUGAUUCUUGCCCCAAUUUGGAGUCUCUGCCAGAAGGAAUAGACCAUCUUAUCAAUUUGCAGACACUGGAAAUCACAGCAUGUCCUCUCCUACUUGAAAGGUGCAAGAGAGAAACUGGACCAGAUUGGCCCAAAAUUGCUCACAUCCCAAACAUAAGGGUGGUGCGAUAGCAGGUGCUGAUUGGAGAUCUGAUUCUAGCAUCUGAAGAUAAGUGACCAAAAGCUGCCUACCAGACAGAAGUCAGAAGAUAAUACAAGAGAAAGACACUACUCUUGUUGAACUAUGUAACUGAGUCUGUUGGACCAUUAGUUUUGUUAUGUGGUUCGUUGAGUCUAGGCCCAAUAUGCCCAGUCGUAAAUCUUGGUAAGAUUGUAAGAAUAGAGAUGGGUAUGGCAUGCACAUUCAGAUUCAGAUCGUUAUGAAAUAAUACAGAAUAGAAAUACGUUUGUUAGUACUUCUGUGCUCUCUCGUAUACAUUGAUAAUUCUGCUGUUAUGAAUAAAUUACUUUAUCUGGGGAGCUAGAUUCCAUCUUCUUGAUCA